Myotis lucifugus (little brown bat) is the source of this 1842-nucleotide messenger RNA. RefSeq names its product actin binding Rho activating protein (gene ABRA). Gene Ontology annotation, biological process: positive regulation of transcription by RNA polymerase II; positive regulation of Rho protein signal transduction. Gene Ontology annotation, molecular function: actin binding. The record is from RefSeq and is a predicted model, not a curated record. The coding region runs from base 575 to 1720 and encodes 381 amino acids. Gene Ontology annotation, cellular component: sarcomere. The transcript has 2 exons. Lineage: Eukaryota; Metazoa; Chordata; Mammalia; Chiroptera; Vespertilionidae.
AGGAAAAGGCAACUUAGGGUCUUUGCUCACUAGGACGAAAAGAGGCACAGGCUUCGAAGCAGACAGACCUGGGUUCAAAUCUCAGAUCUUAUUUGCUUUAGGAAGUUAGAUUUCAUUGCACUCAGCUAUAAAAUGGGACCAAGCUAUUUUGAGGGCUGAUGAGGUUUAAAUUAGAACACACCUAUAAUGUUCCUAGUACAACUUGUGCACAUAUUUAUGCUUCUAUAAAUGGUAGGACUAUAUUUUAAGGUGAAGAAAAACAUAAGGCUGAGCGCAUGAUCGAUCUAGCAAUUUCCACUCUGGCACCUGGAGAAGAAAGGGAGCGAGCAGAUCCCUGUCCUUUACCGGCAGAGAUAUCCCUCUGCCGUGAUGAAACCGGAGCCGUCAGGGUCUAAAAAAAGCACCCCAUCAGGGGGAAGGCACCACAUCUUGGCAAGAAAUGCUUCACAUUCUUUUAUCAUCACCAAACUCUCUUCCCACCCCACGCCCUGCUUCUAUUUAAAUCCGAGGCACUCCACUGGUCCCCACUCACUUUUCGGGUGCCCAGGCUAUCAGCACGGAAGAGAAGGGUAGCAUGACUACGGGAGAGAAAGGAAGGGAGGAGGGGCCAGCCAAGAGUGCCCUGCGGAAGAUACACAGGGCCACCCUGGUGAUCAACUUGGCCCGAGGUUGGCAGCAGUGGGCAAAUGAGAACAGCACCAGGCAGGCCCAGGAGCCCACAGGCUGGCUGCCCGGAGGGACCCAGGACCCACCUCAAGAUCCUAAACCAGAGAUACAUCCCACUCCCCACCAGAAAGCCCAGAGCGCCCCCAAGUCUGCCUCCCUAAACCCAGAGGGGCCUGGGGAAGGACCGAGCUCAGGGGAGGCCUCGGAGGUCUCCCCUAUCAAAAGGAAAGAGGUGACCAAAACAGUUGUCAGCAAAGCUUAUGAGAGAGGAGGAGAUGUGAGCCACCUCAGCCACCGGUACGAGAAGGACGGCGGCACAGCUGGCCCUGGGCAGCCGGAGGAUGACAUCGACAGGAUCCUCCACAGCCACGGCUCCCCCACACGGAGGAGAAAGUGCUGCAACCUGGUAUCCGAGCUGACCAAAGGCUGGAAGGAGAUGGAGCAGGACGAGCCCAAGUGGAGGAGCGACAGCAUAGACACGGAGGACAGCGGCUACGGAGGGGAGACGGAGGACAGGCCCGAGCAGGACGGAGAGCAGGUGGCCGCCGCCCGAAUCAAAAGGCCCUUGCCCUCCCAGGCAAAUAGAUUUACAGAGAAACUCAACCGCAAGGCCCAACGGAAAUGCAGUCAAUUGCAGGACCUGAAAGGAAAAUGGCAACAGUGGGCUGAUGAACACAUACAAUCCCAGAAGCUCAACCCUUUCAGUGAAGAAUUUGAUUAUCAGCUGGCCAUGUCCAGCCGCCUCCACAAGGGAGACGAAGGCUACGGCCGUCCCAAGGAGGGAACCAAAACAGCCGAGAGGGCCAAGCGAGCCGAGGAACACAUCCAUCGGGAAAUUAUGGACAUGUGCUUCAUUAUCCGCACAAUGGCUCGCCACAGACGUGAUGGCAAGAUCCAGGUCACUUUCGGAGAUCUUUUUGACAGAUAUGUUCGUAUUUCAGAUAAAGUGGUGGGCAUACUCAUGCGUGCCAGAAAACACGGACUGGUGGACUUCGAAGGAGAGAUGCUAUGGCAAGGCCGAGAUGACCAUGUUGUGAUUACUCUACUCGAGUGAACCUUCCACAGCAAAAGCCAAACUUGAUCCACUAUUGUCUUAAUGCUAAAUGCUAAUUUAGUCAAAUUAAAAUGCAAACUGUUCUGUAAUAAGUAGGAUAUAUUAAACAAUUUUUACAUGAA